GCAGACCUCUCUGUAAAGCAGAGCUGAGCUGUGCUGACACUAAGACACUGUAGAUGAGCAAACUGUAUGUGUACUUCUCAGUGCAUGGACUCUGAACUGUGGAUACAUUUUUUCCUGGAGCUGACAAACAAGACUUCUUUCCUCCUAGGACUCUGGACAGUUGAUCUGAACGAUUCAUUGUUCCUUUUGAGGGUUUUUCUCUUGUUUAUCUGCUGCGAUCAGGAUGCUUAGCCCUGUUACUUUGCAUCAGAUAAUUUCCACCCUGUUUGUUCUCGGCAGUGCUGCAGUGAUGUCUGCAGAGGGUGAGUGUCCAGCUGAGUGCUACUGUGCCCCUUCACCUCCGCUGUGCCCACUGGGCGUCAGCUGGGUGACUGAUCACUGUGGCUGCUGUAAAGUUUGUGCAAGGCAGUUCAAUGAAGACUGCAGCGCCACUGAACCUUGUGAUCACAUCAAGGGACUACGCUGCCAUCUUGGGGCUGGAGGAGAUCCAGAGAGAGGACUAUGUCGAGCUGAAGCCCAGGGUCUGCCCUGUGAGUUCAGUGGGCAGGUGUACCAGCACAGCGAGGACUUUCAGCCUAACUGCCAGCACCGGUGCACUUGUAUGGAUGGGGUGGUGGGCUGCAUGCCUCUCUGUCCUCACUAUGUGCCCUUACCCGACUGGCGCUGCUUGCGGCCCCGCCUGGCCCAGCCUGAGAGUGGCUGCUGCAAGGAAUGGGUGUGUGACGAUGACAACCACAUCAGUGAGGAGCCAGAUGAGCUGACACACACCUCUCUACCAGACAGGCAACCCCUUCCCAACCACAUCAGUGCCCUGUUGCAGGCCCAGCUGCAGCCUCAGCACCCAGCUCUAGCCAGAGGGGCCAUGUUCAGAGAGAUGGUGUCCUUCCCCAUGUCUGAGAUGUUACUCAAAUCCAGCUGUUUCCCACAAACCACUGUGUGGACUGAGUGCUCCACCACAUGUGGGAUGGGCAUUUCAAGUCGGGUGACCAAUAACAACCCAGACUGUCGACUGGUCAGAGAAACCAGACUGUGCCAGGUCCAACAAUGUGAACUGCAUCUUCCUGUGGUGAUCAAGAAGGGGAAGAGGUGUCAGCGAACUGUUCGCCCCCAAGAACCAGUCAGAGUCACCUUUGCUGGAUGCUCAACAGCACGUCGAUAUCGUCCUCGGACCUGUGGGACUUGCAGCGAUGAUCGAUGCUGCACACCGUCCCUCUCCCGCACUGUGCGCCUCCGUUUUCACUGCCCUGAUGGAGAGGGUUUCUACAGAAACGUUAUGUGGAUUCAGCGCUGUAGUUGCAGUACAAGCUGUCGCAUGCAGGGCAGGCCCUCCAACCCCUCAGUCAGUCUCCACAAUGACAUCCACACCUUCAGGCACUGAGGCUGACACAUCACGCCCAGCAGAGGUGGGGGACUCGAGUUACAUGACUUGACUCAGAUGUGAAACACAAAUGUGUAGGCCUGACACUUGUUUGCCUAACACGGAUAAAAGACUCAAUUUGACCUUGACUUGGUGUAUCUGACCUGAGACUUGACAAAUGAGUUGAAAGGACUGGAUUUAUUUGCAUUUUUCUAGAUAUUGAGAAGUUAUGUUUUGUUUUUGAAACACGAUCAGGUGCAAACCUGCCAACCUAGUAGGACACGGUAGACCAACAGAGGCAUCUGUCAUGGAUGGGGCUAGUUCACAAAUAAUAAAAUUUGGAUUCAAGGAUGAUGUUGUUGAUGACAGUGGUAAGGAGAAAACAAAACAACAAAUAGAGAACAAAAAUCUGUGACAGGACCACCACAACAUCCAACUUUAUUGGUCGCUACAAAACUUAUAAGAAAGGUACAUGUAUUUUUAGCUAACUUAUUGGCUGGUCAAAUGUUAGCUAGUAAACAACUGUUUUCACUUCGAGCACUUUGGAGUUGUGGACUAUAUUAUAAUUUCAAAGGCCCACUCUCAAUUGUUGUUCAUUUCUGAGCCUUGUUAUUGAUUACCACACAAUAUUAAAUAAUGAUAAAAGAUUUAUACAGUGUAAUCAGGCUGCAACAGUUUUUGUUAAUGUUGAAAAUAGAACUCAACUUCUCAUGACCACUGUCAUUUAACUGACUUACAUAUGGAAACUGGGGUAGAGCAUCAGAAUUUUGUUUGACUUGUGACCUGCUUGACCCGAGCAAUGACUUGAUUUAUCUUGCUUGAUUUGCACCAUAGUACCUUAGGACUUGAGACUUGCACAUGUGUGACUUACUCCCACCUCUGAUCUCCAGCUCUGGCAUGGCACACUGGGUGAAGACACAGCACCUGUCCCUUCCUAAACUCACUGCCUCUGUGUCAGUCAGUUGGGUGGGAACCUCUAAGCUCCUGGCACCCCUCUCCCUAACAAGGUAAUACACUUGCUUGCACUUUAAGCCUCCUGCCACGAUGACAUCAGUUUGCCCGUAGUAGAGGUUUGUUACCUCUCAAAUAUCAGGGCAGCACUAAGGACCACACACAGCAUGCUGCUGUGUUAGUUUUUCUCUUAUUUAUUUUUAACUUGUGUAAUCUUCAUAGAUGGCAACAUGACCGUCUGGCAUGUCAAUGCAUAUUUUGUCUGAUGCAUUUUAAAUUAGUGAGCAAGAACUAGAUGACAAAAUACAUAUUCAUUAGUGACUAUAGGGACUGUGUGUUCAUUAUGGCCUGCCCUUUGUCCUACAUUGUUUCCUACAUGUGCUGAUUGUGAGUGUGUGUGUGUGUAUGUGUGUGUGUGCAUGCACGUGUAUGUCUAUCUUUGUGAGGACCAGUUUGAAUUUUAGGACAUUUUGGCUGGUCUUCACAAUUUUAAAGGGCUGUUUGAGGGUUAAGACUUGGUAUUAGGGUAUUAGGUUUAGGGUAAGGGUUGGGAUUAGACAUUUAGCAGUGAUGGUCAGGAUUACGAGAAGGGGCAUUAUGCAUUAUGUCAGAGUGUCCUCACAAAGAUAGAAUUACAAUGUAUGUAUGUGUGCAUAUCUGUGUGUGUGUGUGUGUGUGUGUGUGUGUGUGUGUGUGUGUGUGUGUUUGUGUGGGUGAAAGUGUAUUGGUAUGAAAAAUGAGAAACUUUUGCUCAUUAUGCUACUGCAGUACAUAGAUUAAAGCAUUCAAUGUAUACAGACUUCACUCUUAAUUGUGGAGUGGUAAGUUCUAGGAUCACCUCAUUUUUCGGGGUGUGAUUUUAUUUUAGUUUGUGUGUCAGUACUUGAGAUUGUACAUGCAAUGCUUUAUUUCAAGGGAGGAAAUGAUUUUAUAUAUUUAAGACAUGUUAUGCUUGUUCAUUGGAUGCUUUUGUCUGUUCAUCUAAUAAAAACAUAUCAACCUGUAA
Molecule: messenger RNA, 3314 nt
Organism: Lates calcarifer (barramundi perch)
Lineage: Eukaryota; Metazoa; Chordata; Actinopteri; Centropomidae
Gene: ccn1l2
Product: cellular communication network factor 1, like 2
Exons: 5
Coding region: 224-1378 (384 amino acids)
Biological process (GO): signal transduction
Cellular component (GO): extracellular region
Molecular function (GO): protein binding
Source: RefSeq, a predicted model, not a curated record